AUGAAGCACUUCCUGAUUUCAGCGGUGCUCUGCACCGUCGCCAGUGCAGCCGUCGCUCACCCUCGCAUCGUUGCGCGCGAGCCAGACCUGCCGGAGGGUAUUGUUCCCCGUGACGACCCCCCACGAGUGACCAUGACAGUCAACAUCGCUGCCCGGGACCCGGACCCAUCGGAGACAAUUACUAUCUUCGCUCGCAACACAGACCCAGCGGAAGCGGCUGCUAUCCUCGCUCGCGACCCAGACCCAUCGGAGACAAUUACUAUCUUCGCUCGCAACACAGACCCAGCAGAAGCGGCUGCUAUCCUCGCUCGCGACCCAGACCCAGCGGAGGCGCUUACUCUCCUCGCUCGCGACCCAGACCCAUCGGAGACAAUUACUAUCUUCGCUCGCAACACAGACCCAGCAGAAGCGGCCGCUGUCCUCGCUCGCGAGCCAGACCCGCAGGAGACGGUCACCGCUUAA
Molecule: messenger RNA, 462 nt
Organism: Diaporthe batatas
Lineage: Eukaryota; Fungi; Ascomycota; Sordariomycetes; Diaporthales; Diaporthaceae
Exons: 1
Coding region: 1-462 (153 amino acids)
Source: RefSeq, a predicted model, not a curated record